AGAGAGAGGAGAGGGAGAAGUGGGUAAGGAGAAGAGACAGCUGUCUGCUGGGAAGCCCAGGAAGAAAGCUGGGAGCCUGAGCGAGAACUGGAGCCCUAGCGGGAGCCUGGCCCAGCGGGAGGGCCACCCGGGGCCGGUCAGCCUUCCAAGAUGCAUCUCCGGUUCAUCUGCAUCCUUCUCGCUGCGGUGGUCUCAGGAGCUCGGGGCUGGGGCUACUUUGGCUGUGAUGAGGAGCUGGUGGGGCCCCUGUAUGCCCGUUCCCUGGGUGCUUCUUCCUAUUAUGGGCUUUUCACCACUGCCCGCUUUGCCCGGUUGCACGGCAUAAGUGGAUGGUCACCCCGGAUUGGGGAUCCAAAUCCCUGGCUCCAGAUAGACUUAAUGAAGAAACAUCGGAUCCGAGCUGUGGCCACACAGGGCUCCUUUAAUUCUUGGGACUGGGUCACACGUUACAUGCUGCUCUACGGUGACCGUGUGGACAGCUGGACGCCAUUCUACCAGCAAGGGCACAACGCGACCUUCUUCGGUAACGUGAAUGAGUCGGCGGUGGUGCGCCACGACCUGCACUACCACUUCACGGCUCGCUACAUCCGCAUCGUGCCCCUGGCCUGGAACCCGCGGGGCAAGAUCGGCCUGCGCUUGGGCCUCUACGGCUGCCCCUACAAGUCCGACAUCCUCUAUUUCGACGGGGACGAUGCCAUCUCCUACCGCUUCCCGCGAGGGGUCAGCCGGAGUCUGUGGGACGUGUUCGCUUUCAGCUUCAAGACGGAGGAGAAGGACGGGCUCCUGCUGCACGCGGAGGGCGCGCAGGGCGACUACGUGACGCUCGAGCUGCAGGGGGCGCACCUGCUGCUGCACAUGAGCCUGGGCAGCAGCCCCAUCCAGCCCAGGCCUGGCCACACGACCGUGAGCGCUGGCGGUGUCCUCAACGACCAGCACUGGCAUUACGUGCGCGUGGACCGGUUUGGCCGCGCGGCAAAUCUCACCCUGGAUGGUUACGUCCAGCGCUUUGUGCUCAACGGCGACUUCGAGAGGCUAAACCUGGACAACGAGAUGUUCAUUGGGGGUCUGGUGGGGGCGGCACAGAAGAACCUCGCCUAUCGGCAUAACUUCCGGGGCUGCAUGGAAAACGUCAUCUUCAACCGGGUCAACAUCGCAGACCUGGCUGUUCGGCGCCAUUCGCGGAUCACCUUUGAGGGUAAAGUGGCUUUCCGCUGCCUGGACCCGGUUCCACACCCCAUCAACUUUGGAGGCCCUCACAACUUCGUGCAAGUGCCUGGGUUCCCACGCCGCGGACGCUUCGCGGUCUCCUUUCGCUUCCGCACCUGGGACCUCACCGGGCUGCUCCUUUACUCCAGCAUGGGGGAUGGGCUGGGCCAUGUGGAGCUGAUGCUCAGUGAAGGGCAAGUCAACGUGUCCAUCGCGCAGACGGGCCGGAAGAAGCUUCAGUUCGCUGCUGGGUACCGCCUGAAUGAUGGCUUCUGGCACGAGGUGAACUUUGUGGCACAGGAAAACCAUGCGGUCAUCAGCAUCGACGAUGUGGAGGGGGCAGAGGUCAGGGUCUCAUACCCACUGCUGAUUCGUACAGGGACCUCAUACUUCUUUGGGGGUUGUCCCAAACCAGCCAGUCGAUGGGGCUGCCACUCCAACCAGACGGCAUUCCAUGGCUGCAUGGAGCUGCUCAAGGUAGAUGGUCAACUGGUCAACCUGACUCUGGUGGAGUUCCGGCGGCUUGGAUACUUUGCUGAGGUCCUCUUUGACACAUGUGGCAUCACCGAUAGGUGUAGCCCUAACAUGUGUGAGCACGAUGGGCGCUGCUACCAGUCUUGGGACGACUUCAUCUGCUACUGUGAACUGACCGGCUACAAGGGGGAGACCUGCCACCAACCUCUGUAUAAGGAAUCCUGUGAAGCUUACCGGCUCAGUGGAAAAACUUCUGGAAACUUCACCAUUGAUCCUGAUGGGAGUGGCCCUCUGAAGCCAUUUGUAGUGUAUUGUGAUAUCCGAGAGAACCGAGCAUGGACAGUUGUGCGGCACGACAGGCUGUGGACAACUCGGGUGACGGGUUCCAGCAUGGAGCGGCCCUUCCUGGGGGCUGUCCAGUACUGGAAUGCCUCGUGGGAGGAAGUCAGUGCUUUGGCCAACGCUUCUCAGCAUUGUGAGCAGUGGAUCGAGUUCUCCUGCUACAAUUCCCGGCUGCUCAACACUGCAGGAGGCUACCCCUACAGCUUUUGGAUUGGCCGAAAUGAGGAGCAGCACUUCUACUGGGGAGGCUCACAACCUGGAAUCCAGCGCUGUGCCUGUGGGCUGGACCGGAGCUGUGUGGACCCUGCCCUGCACUGUAACUGUGAUGCUGACCAGCCACAGUGGAGAACGGAUAAAGGGCUGCUGACUUUUGUGGACCAUCUGCCUGUCACUCAGGUGGUGGUGGGAGAUACAAACCGCUCCAGUUCAGAGGCCCAGUUCUUCCUGAGACCCCUGCGCUGUUACGGUGACCGUAAUUCCUGGAACACCAUCUCCUUCCACACUGGGGCUGCACUGCGCUUUCCCCCAAUCCGUGCCAACCACAGCCUGGAUGUCUCCUUUUACUUCAGGACCUCGGCUCCCUCAGGAGUCUUCCUAGAGAACAUGGGAGGCCCUUUCUGCCAGUGGCGCCGACCCUAUGUGCGGGUGGAACUCAACACAUCCCGUGAUGUGGUCUUUGCCUUUGACGUGGGGAAUGGGGAUGAGAACCUGACCGUCCACUCAGAUGACUUUGAGUUCAAUGAUGAUGAGUGGCAUCUGGUUCGGGCUGAAAUCAACGUGAAGCAGGCCCGACUGCGAGUGGAUCACCGGCCCUGGGUGCUACGGCCCAUGCCCCUACAGACCUACAUCUGGCUGGAAUACGAUCAGCCCCUCUAUGUUGGAUCCGCAGAGCUUAAGCGGCGUCCCUUUGUGGGCUGCCUGAGGGCCAUGCGUCUGAAUGGAGUGACUCUGAACCUAGAGGGCCGCGCCAAUGCCUCUGAGGGCACCUCCCCCAACUGCACAGGCCACUGUGUCCACCCACGGUUCCCCUGUUUCCAUGGAGGCCGCUGUGUGGAGCGGUACAGCUACUACACCUGUGACUGCGACCUCACAGCUUUUGACGGGCCAUACUGCAACCACGAUAUCGGCGGAUACUUCGAGCCAGGCACCUGGAUGCGCUACAACCUGCAGUCGGCGCUGCGCUCUGCGGCCCUGGAGUUCUCGCACAUGCUGAGCCGGCCUGUGCCGGGCUACGAGCCAGGCUACGUCCCAGGCUACGACACCCCCGGCUAUGUGCCAGGUUACCACGGCCCCGGGUACCGACUGCCUGACUACCCACGGCCUGGCAGGCCUGUGCCUGGCUACCGGGGGCCUGUCUACAACGUCACGGGCGAGGAGGUCUCCUUCAGCUUCAGCACCCACUCGGCCCCCGCCGUCCUGCUCUAUGUCAGCUCCUUCGUGCGCGACUACAUGGCUGUGCUCAUCAAGGAAGACGGGACGCUGCAGCUCCGGUAUCAGCUGGGUACCAGUCCCUACGUGUACCAGCUCACCACCCGGCCAGUUACAGAUGGCCAGCCCCACAGCGUCAACAUCACCCGUGUCUACCGCAACCUCUUCAUCCAGGUGGACUACUUCCCGCUGACUGAACAGAAGUUCUCUCUGCUGGUGGACAGCCAGCUGGACUCACCCAAGGCCUUGUAUCUAGGGCGAGUGAUGGCCCCUCUUUCUGGGCCUGCCUCUUCCUCAGAGACAGGAGUCAUUGAUCCGGAGAUCCAGCGGUACAACACUCCAGGUUUCUCAGGCUGCCUGUCCGGUGUUCGAUUCAACAAUGUGGCUCCCCUCAAGACCCACUUCCGAACUCCUCGGCCCAUGACUGCUGAGCUAGCCGAGGCCCUGCGAGUUCAGGGAGAACUGUCAGAGUCGAACUGUGGAGCUAUGCCACGCCUUGUCUCAGAGGUGCCACCUGAACUUGAUCCCUGGUAUCUGCCCCCAGACUUCCCAUACUACCACGACGAUGGAUGGGUUGCCAUACUCUUAGGCUUGUUGGUGGCCUUCCUGCUGCUGGGGCUGGUGGGAAUGUUGGUGCUCUUCUACCUGCAAAAUCAUCGCUACAAGGGCUCCUACCACACCAACGAGCCCAAGGCCACCCAUGAUUAUCAUCCUGGUGGCAAAACUCCCCUACCUCCUUCAGGCCCUGCCCAGGCUCCUGCCCCUGCCCCUGCCCCAGCUCCCACCCAAGUUCCAGCCCCAGCCCCAGCACCGGCCCCGGCCCCUGCUCCAGGCCCUGGCCCAGGCCCCAGGGACCAGAACCUCCCUCAGAUCCUGGAGGAGUCCAGGUCUGAAUGAGUCAGAAGGGCUUCAGGGACCAAGCCCAACUCCUCUGAAUCCCCCAAUUCCUGCCACCACCUCCCCCCUCCCUACAGGGACAUUUGGCUCCUUUUAGCUGGCGCUGCUCAUCCGGAGGAUUCCCCUCCUGCCAAGUUUGAUGGGCACAGCUACAUAUGGGACCAAAGGGAGUGGCUGAGCCUCACUGCCUAAACCAAAUGCCCUGCUCAUCCGUUUCCCCAGGCUCCUGGCUGUUUGCCUGCCCAACAGGAGAAGCCCUGUGGGGCUGAGAUGGGCCCUUCCUGCCAUCUCUGCCCCAGCUGCUGCCAGGGAUUAACAACAGAAUACUGGGGAGAUGAGCUGCUUCCCCUCCUGUGUACAUUAUCAGCAGGGACAGAUGUGGGGGUGUUGCAGGACUGCACAGGGCAUGGGGGGAGGAGGCUGCUAAAAACCCCAAGCCUCCCCUCUGCCCCAUAACCCACUGUCUUCCAUCUGCUUCCUCUCAGUUGGGGGGCAAGGGAGGGCUUCACUGCCCUCCCCCUCUUUUGUUUUUGGAGACCGAGAGGUCUCGGUUAGCACUUUAGUACCUCCGCUGCUUUAUACGCUUUAGCCAAAGCCAUACAGAGCCUGCAAGUAGAGAAAAGAAUGCAGACACCCUGCCUAGCCAGCCCUCCACUCCUCUCCCUUUUCCGAGAUAUGCAAUCGCCUGGACGUCUGCCCACAGGCCCAGCCCCUCUCCAGUGCAUGAGGAUCCCCUUUCCUCCGCUCAGAUGCUGCUGUUUGCCCAGGAGGUCAUAUUCUUUAUAUAUAUUUUUUGUUGCAAAGUCUCUCUCUAGAGAAAGUAUAUAUUAUUCUAAUUUUUUUAAUUAUCUGUUUAUACAUAAAAGAACUCAGUGGGCUGUCCUGUGCCGUGCCGUGCCGAGUCUGUAGUGAGCUCCUUCCGUGUUGGGACAUCUCAUGAGUCCUGCCAGCCACUCACCCAGCUUGCUGGGCCUCCACUCUGAAGCAGGGCAGAGCCUGCUGUGCCCUGGACUCUGUGCAGGUUCAAUAAAGCAGAGUGGCCGAGCCCAGUCUGUGUGUGGUGGCUGGCGCCGCGAGCAAGGA
Molecule: messenger RNA, 5430 nt
Organism: Jaculus jaculus (lesser Egyptian jerboa)
Lineage: Eukaryota; Metazoa; Chordata; Mammalia; Rodentia; Dipodidae
Gene: Cntnap1
Product: contactin associated protein 1
Exons: 24
Coding region: 151-4347 (1398 amino acids)
Source: RefSeq, a predicted model, not a curated record